This is a messenger RNA of Peronospora belbahrii, 1443 nucleotides long. The record is from the annotation of a GenBank genome assembly. Lineage: Eukaryota; Oomycota; Peronosporomycetes; Peronosporales; Peronosporaceae.
AUGAGCAACAAUAACGUGUCCAAUACGUCGGAUCUGGUACAGCCUGCGACGACCACUGUGGUACCAGAGGUAUUGGAUGAGUCCACGGCUUCGUCAGUUGAUCAAUGGAGGUUGUUAUUGGGCCUUGCUAUCCUUGUAGGGUCCUAUAUUCUACGUGUCGAGAUUGUACGAUUCUCGUUACGCGUCGCACGCCGUAUUGUUCCAGUCUUGUAUACGUGGUUACGUGAAUUUGAAAAAAUGCUAUUGCGCCCACUGUCUUGGGUAGUUUUUGUUCUACUUUGCUGGUUUUCAGCUUAUGUCAUGGACUUGGAGUCAUUAGUGGACAUGGACUCGGGCACGUUGCAAGGAAUUAUCACUCUACUAUUAGGACCUCCAUUGGUUUGGGUCGUUAUUUGCUUUUGCAAUUAUGUUGCAUGGGGAAUUAUACGUGUACAAGGCUGGAGUCGAUCUGUGUCGAAAGAUGAUGAUGAUUAUAGUCGUGUCAUGAUUAUUACAGAAGGGAUUGAAGUAAUCAAAAUUUUGUUGGCAGUAGCUGUCGUGUCGACUUGUAUUAUUGAUGAGAUCGGUCGAUUCACGGACUUUGAGUCGGGCCAGGUGUCUGCGGUUGCGGUCAUCAUGGUCGAAUUUGUGUUUGUGUUUGGCGCACAUUCUUGGCUGAAAAAUAUUAUGGGUGGAUUGAUGUCGCUGCAAGACGAACAAAUUAGGAGCGGGCUGCAUGUGUCGUUUCAAGGCCACGAAGGUGUGGUGGAACGAUUGUUUCUGCAGGGGUUUUCGAUGCGUCAGUAUGACAAGGGCGUGGCAUAUAUUCCCAAUAGUAUCAUGCUAGAAAAUUUAGUAACAGUGCAGACGAAAAGUCUAGACCGACGCUGUAUUGUUCCAGUUCAUCUAAGCCACGCAACACCUACAACAGCGCUACGCAUUUUUAUUCAGGAGCUAGACAAUUUCCUGAUGAAGCAUAUGAUUGAUUCCCGCAUGAAUUCGAAAGGAAACGUUUUGGGACUGGAGAAGCCACGCGGUGGGUGGAAUAUAAUGAACGUAUACGAACGGAACAAGCAGCAUGCGAUGAAAGAACAUCAACCGCAAGACCGUUUCUGGAUCAGCAUUGAGGCACCGUACCUUGUGCACGUUGUCUAUUAUUCGCAGGAGCGGCACAUAAAGGAAUUGUUGGUCGAGAAGACAGAGAUCGUGCUACGCAUUACCGAGCUGAUCACCAAACUUCAGCUAAAUUUACAAGGAACAGAAGGAGAAUACAUUAGGCCAAGUUCUGCAGCCUUCCCGUCGCCAGCUAAAACCGAGGUGCCAGAUAUCAAUGAAGGAAAUGCUGAGCCGCUUGCUGAUAUAUCUAGCCACCGCCGACGGAGGCGAGCACCACCGGUAAGCGAGCCACUUGGACGACGUAUUGUAAACGACGGCAAUAUACUGCGGUUAUCGCCGACCUAUUGA